GGGUAUGUUGGUUAGCUAGGGAGGGGCAGGGGUCCCUGGUUCCUCUUGGCAUGAGGCAGCGGUGGGGCGCAGGACCUGUUUCUCUCUUGAAACAAGAGCAGGUUCAGGUGUGCCUGCUGUGGGAGGGGGUUGGGACUCUGGCCUCGCCUGAGAAUUCUAACGUUGGUACUUCUGGGGUCAGCUGCUGGAAGUCCAUCCAGGUUCUGGGCUUGCCAGGGUUUGGCCAGCACCCAGGCCUUGAAGCCCCAAGCCCUGUGGACACAUGGCAUUAGAGAAGGGCCUUGGAAGGGAGCUGAAGGGGGCAGGGAGCUGAAGGAGUGUGUUUUUUCCUUCUGGGUAAGAGAAUUAAUUGCUCUUAGUUGAAAGGCAGGAAAUACCUGCACAGUCUCCCCUCCAUGCCAGAUCCGCAGGUCAAGGUCAUGUGUGCCCACAUUUGUACAGAGCCUGACUUUGACGUCCAUGCAUACGACAUACCUGGAUCUCUGACACACACACACACCAGUGCCUAAGUGCUUUGCUCCUCUCCUACCAUCUAUACCCCAGGAAUUUCCCUCCCACCAAACUGAAGCCAGUUGUUCAGUCUGCCUGUCACCCACCACCUGCCUUCCCAAUUUACUGGAGAAAAGCUGGUGCUUUGUGGUAGAGAGGGGUGCCCUGGGUGAAGGAGGCCCUAAGACUGGCCCCCAGCCUAGCUAAGACCUUGAUCUGAGGGAGCUCCCCUCCACCUGCAGGCCUAGGACAGGGCAGGUGCAAGCUGCAGGGGAAAAGAGUCAGAAGUGUCUCUUCCGGCAGCAGGAAGUGGUAACCACCUAUGGGGAAAUGGGGCUUGUUCCCCAUAUGUGGCUGAGCAGAAAGGGAACCAUGGCUGAACCCUGCUCCCUUCCCCCAAGGGGGCCUGGAGGGAACAAAAGGUGCUGAAGUUCCUCCCCCCACCCUCACCCCUCCCCUGGAACUUCCCACCUCAGCUCUCAAGGCUCCUUGGGCCUCUCUCAGGGCUGUGACUUGGCCCCAUCUGAUGUCUGGGGGAAGCAGGCUACCCAGGGGGAGUCCAGGACCUGGAGCAGCUAUGGUAUUAAUGCCCACUGGUAUUGUGCGCCAGUGGCCACGUGUGAAGGGUGCAGUCUGGCAGUGGUGACCAGAGACAGCCUUCUGGAGGUUGGGGGUUGGCAGCCAAGGAUACCAGCUUGCUGGACACCUUGGGGCUCUCACAUCCGCCCUGGCUGCUUCGCUACAGGGCUUUUUGGCACAAGGCAGCCUAGGUGCAGGCCCAUUGGCAAGGGGUGACAAGGCCUGGGGCACACUGGGGCUGGAAGAGGUUCCCUGCAUCCAGGAGCCCCUUGGGGGCAGUGCCGCCCCGCCCCACUGGGAGCAGUGCUGAGGGCGGGGCGGGGUGGAGCUGGCGCAGGGUGCUGGCUGGAGCGACCAAGGUCCUGGCGCCCGGCCUGCUGGCAGCUGCGUGGGAGCAGCAGGUUUCCACGGUACGGCCCUGGCCACCAUGGCUGGGCACGGGAAGCUGCGGCGGGAGCGGGGGCUGCAGGCUGAGUAUGAGACGCAAGUUAAAGAGAUGCGCUGGCAGCUGAGCGAGCAGCUGCGCUGCCUGGAGCUGCAGGGCGAGCUGCGGCGGGAGCUGCUGCAGGAGCUGGUGGAGUUCAUGCGGCGCCGUGCUGAGGUGGAGCUGGAGUACUCCCGGGGCCUGGACAAGCUGGCCGAGCGCUUCUCCAGCCGUGGAGGCCGCCUGGGGGGCAGCAGCCGGGAGCACCAAAGCUUCCGGAAGGAGCCGUCCCUCUUGUCUCCCUUGCACUGCUGGGCUGUGCUGCUGCAGCAGACACGGCAGCAGAGCCGGGAGAGUGCCGCCCUCAGUGAGGUACUGGCUGGGCCCCUGGCCCAGCGCUUGAGCCACAUCGCGGAGGACGUGGGGCGCAUCGUGAGGAAGAGUAAGGAUCUGGAACAACAGCUACAGGAUGAGCUCAUGGAGGUGGUCUCGGAGCUCCAGAUGGCCAAGAAGACAUAUCAGGUGUACCACACAGAGAGCAUGAAUGCUGAGGCCAAGCUCCGUGAAGCCGAGCGACAGGAGGAGAAGCGGGCAGGCCGGAGUAUCCCCACCACCACUGCUGCCACCGUCGAGGCAGGAACCCUGUGCAAGAGCUCCCUCAAGAAGGGAGGGCGGCUGGUGGAGAAGCGUCAGGCCAAGUUCUUGGAGCACAAACUCAAGUGCACAAAGGCUCGCAACGAGUACCUGCUCAGCCUGGCCAGUGUCAACGCCGCUGUCAGCAACUACUAUUUGCAUGAUGUCUUGGACCUCAUGGAUUGCUGUGACACAGGGUUCCACUUGGCCCUGGGGCAGGUGCUCCGGAGCUACACAGCCGCUGAGAGCCGCACCCAGACCUCCCAGAGGCAGGGCCUGAGCAGCCUGGAGGAAGCUCUGGAGGCCCUGGAUCCCCCAGGGGACAAGGCCAAGGUGCUCGAGGUGCAUGCCACUGCCUUCUGUCCUCCACUGCGUUUUGACUACCAGCCCCAUGAAGGAGAUGAGGUGGCUGAGAUCCGGGUUGAGAUGGAACUGCGGGAUGAGAUUGUGCCCAGAGCCCAGAAUAUCCAGAGCUGCUUGGACCGGCAGACCAUAGAGACAGAGGAGGUGAAUAAGACGCUGAAGGCAACGCUGCAGGCCCUGCUGGAGGUGGUGGCAUCAGAUGACAGGGAUGUGCUUGACUCCUUCCAAACCAGCCCCUCCACUGAGUCCCUCAAGUCCACCAGCUCAGAUCCAGGCACCCGGCAGGCAAGCCGGAGACGGGGCCAGCAGCAGGAGACAGAGACCUUCUACAUCACGAAGCUCCAGGAGUACCUGAGUGGGCGGAGCAUCCUUGCCAAGCUGCAGGCCAAGCACAAGAUGCUACAGGAGGCCAUCCAACGAGGACCCAGUACACACAGAGAAAACUCCAGAAGAGCCGCCACCCUCGCCCCAACUCCCAGUAUAACCAGAGACUCUUUGGGGGAGACAUGGAGAAGUUUAUCCAGAGCUCAGGCCAGCCUGUGCCCCUGGUGGUGGAGAGCUGCAUCCGCUUCAUUAAUCUCAACGGUAAGCAAGGCCCAGCCCUCCUGCUGCCCUGGCCACCUGGCCAGGGGAGGGGCCCACAGCCCACCAGCUCCUUGUCCUUCCACAGGCCUGCAGCACGAAGGCAUCUUCCGGGUGUCGGGUGCCCAGCUCCAGGUCUCAAAAAUCCGCGACGCCUUUGAGAGGGGGGAGGACCCACUGGUGGAAGGCUGCACUGCCCAUGACCUGGACUCAGUGGCUGGGGUACUAAAGCUCUACUUCCGAAGCCUGGAGCCCCCACUCUUCCCCCCAGACCUGUUUGGGGAGCUGCUGGCUUCUUCAGAGCUGGAGGCUGCGGCAGAGCGGGUGGAGCGCAUGAGCAGCCUGCUGGCCCAGCUCCCUGCGGCGGUGCUGGUGGUGCUGCGCUACCUCUUCACCUUCCUCGGCCACCUGGCCCAGUACAGCGACGAGAACAUGAUGGAUCCCUACAACCUGGCCGUGUGCUUUGGGCCGACACUGCUGCCUGUGCCUGCGGGGCAGGACCCAGUGGCCCUGCAGGGCCGGGUGAACCAGCUGGUGCAGACGCUCAUUGUGCAGCCCGCCCAGGUUUUUCCACCCAUCACAGUGCUGCCGGGCCCUGUGUAUGAGAAGUGCAUGGCACCACCUUCUACCAGCUGCCUGGGGGACACCCAGAUGGAGAGCCUGGCCAGGGAUAAUGAGCCAGAGCUGGAAGCCGAGAGCACAGCACGGGAGGAUGAUCUGGAGGGGGUCGUGGAGGCUGUGGCCUGCUUUGCGUACACUGGCCGCACAGCCCAGGAGCUGACGUUCCCUCGUGGGGAUGUGCUGCAGCUGCAUGAGCGCGCCUUGAGUGACUGGUGGCGAGGGGAACACGCCGGUGCACAGGGACUCAUUCCCCACAAGUACAUCACGCUGCCCAUGGGGGCAGAGAAGCAGGCAGUGGGCCCAGGAACACAGGCCACAGGGGAGCUGGUGAGCAGUCCAGAGGGUCUCCUGGCCUUGGAGUUCAUGCAUCAGCCAGAGCCGUGUGCCCUACCUAAGACCAUGGGCCCCUCCGGGCAGAGACAGCACUGCUUGGUCCCAGCCUCUCAAGAGCCACACGUGGAGUUGGACAAGGCUGUGGCGCAGAACAUGGAAUCUGUGUUUAAGGAGCUCUUGGGGAAGACUGCUGUCUGUCAGGGCCUUGAGCUGGCAUCUGCCACCUCCCCCAGCCUCGGGUCCCAUAGCCACGUAGGCAGGAACAAGGGCUUCUCCCGUGGCCCUGGGGCCCCAGCCUCACCCUCAGCAUCCCAUGCCCAGGGCCCGGACUCAACCCUGAAGCCACACUGAAGUGCUGCUGGUGGAGCCUCUGUAGGCCUGCCCCUGCGCCUGGUGGCCACCCAGAUGCCAGCCAUUGUCCCUAGCCCUUUGCUUCGCCCUGGCCCUGUCUGGCAAAUAUAGAGGAGGGUAAAGCUGCCCAAACAGGGGGCUCAGCUCCAUGGCCAACCCUGGUAUAGUCCCUUUGGGAGGCAGCCAAGGAAGGAGGCUUUGCUCCGAGGGCUCAGUAGCAGCUAUUGGGUGGCGGGCACCCUCACUCAGGUGAGCAGGCCUGCCAGGACCCAACCUGGCUCCUCCUCAGCUGUCUGGUAGGGGUGGCAAUGAUUCAUAAAGAUCUAUGUCUUGAUUC
Messenger RNA from Microcebus murinus (gray mouse lemur), 4712 nucleotides. The record is from RefSeq and is a predicted model, not a curated record. NCBI's taxonomy places the organism in Eukaryota, Metazoa, Chordata, Mammalia, Primates, Cheirogaleidae.